UAACAAUAGAAACCCUAUUUCCCCUCCAUGUUCCCUAUUUCCCCUCCAUGUUCCCUAUUUCCGUGUAACCGCUCCACCUCUUCACCCAAUUCUGAUUUCGUUGUUGACAAACAGGUGCAUAAGCCUUCACCGCUUAGGAUCCUCUCGCUCCUUGUUCCAAUCGCUGUUCUCGGGCUCCAUCUCUGUUCGCUGGUCCAGCUCUGUUUCUGCUCGCCAAAAAUCUCCCUUUGCACUGGGUUUUCUUCCUCAGUGGAAGGCAGCGUGGUCGUCUUUUCGUUUGAGGAGGAAGUUCGAAGAGGACAGUAUUGGGUUUGUGCGUUAUUGGCUUGAAGGCAAGCGUCACCUGUUGUUGGCUUCUUGGUGUUAUCCUGAAUUUAAGGACAAGGGGUUUAAUAUAUCUUUUCUUUCUUUCUGGAGUUGUGUAUCUUGGUACUUUGAUCCUGACGUAAGAUUCAAGUAGUACUAGGUUCUAUUUACAAUACACUCAGACCAUGAAACUGAAGUCCAAUGUAAUGAAGAAGACAGUGGCCGGUCUUGGACAGUUCAAGUGAUAGAUUCACAAGGGAAUAUUAAAGAAAAGGAUUUAAAGGUAACACAAGUUUGGAAGCUCCCUCAUGGUGAAAAGGUAAUAAUUCCUUUUGAUGGAGCUGUACCAAUGGGAACAAAAGUUGAUGGCUUAUUGGGAGGAUGCCUUGGUGUAUUGUCAAGGGACUUUGUAGCCUUUCCCAUAUGCUAUGAGAAUUGGCCGGCUGUUUCAAAGGUUAAGAAAGAUGCAGCAUGGGAUAAUACUAUUAAGGAAAAAUUUUAUUGGGAUGAACGUUUUGAAGAUGCUGCACGUUCUUACAUUAUGAAGGACAUUGGGAAGAAGUGGAGGAGUUUUAGACUUAGAUUGUAUGCAAAAUACUAUCGCAAGAAGAAAAGUUUUGAAGAGAAUAUUGCUAACCCUCCACUUUCAAUUCCUAAAGAUGAUUGGGCUGAGUAUCUUAUUUACCGUUCCAAACGGAAGACUAAGGAAAUGUGUGAAAAAAACCAAAAGAAUAGAAGCAAACUCACUAUUAAUCACACUGGUGGAUCAAAGAAGCUUAAGAGAAGAAAAUAUGAAAUGGAGGCAAAGACAAAUAAAGAAAUUAGCAGAGGAGUUUUAUAUGUUGAAACUCAUAAGAAGCAUAAUGGGUCAUUUAUUAAUGAAGAAGCACAGACUAUAUGUGAAAAGAUUUGUAACAUUGAAAGCCAAGGCACCACCUCAGCUAAGCCAUCUCAAAAUGAUUCUCUUGGACAAGUCUUAGGACCAGAACGUUGUGGGAGAGUUCGGGGCAUGUCUUUUGGAGUGUGUCCUUCCCAAGUUUUUGGGUCUAGAAUUGAAAGAUUUUGUGGCACUACUCCCUCCUCUUCUACUGCUAGUGCCACUGACAUGCAGUUGCAAUUUGAGGUUGAUAAAUUACAAUCAAAAGUGGCAUCAGAUUCCCAGUUGAUUAAAGAAAUGGCAAACACAAUCGCCCUUCUAUGUCAGCAGACAAAUGUGCCUUUACCUGCUUCAGUUUCCUCAGUUACAAGUGAAACAAUAGUGCAAGAUGUUGUUGCCCAAUUUCCAACUCAAGGAGAAGCUAAUCAAUCACAAAAUGAUGAAGCAAAUGAACCAAAUAAUGUUCGAGGUUGAUAUGGAUAUCUAGUUUACUAGGAAGUACUUAUUCAAUUCAAUGAAACUUAUCCUAGCCUUGAUGAGAAGACUUUUAAUUAGUAUUUUGUUGUCUUAGACGUUUACCUCCCUACUGUUGCAGGUUUUGCUAUUGUUUAUUUUGUAGUACACUUUUCUUAGAAGACUAUCUUAUGUAAUACUAUUAUGUUUUAUCAUCAUUUAAUGAACCUUUUAAUUUUAUCA
Molecule: messenger RNA, 1879 nt
Organism: Lotus japonicus
Lineage: Eukaryota; Viridiplantae; Streptophyta; Magnoliopsida; Fabales; Fabaceae
Exons: 11
Coding region: 656-1657 (333 amino acids)
Source: RefSeq, a predicted model, not a curated record